Messenger RNA from Misgurnus anguillicaudatus (oriental weatherfish), 8291 nucleotides. RefSeq names its product sodium channel, voltage-gated, type I, beta a (gene scn1ba). Gene Ontology annotation, molecular function: sodium channel inhibitor activity; transmembrane transporter binding. Gene Ontology annotation, biological process: sodium ion transport; regulation of sodium ion transmembrane transporter activity; cardiac muscle cell action potential involved in contraction. The record is from RefSeq and is a predicted model, not a curated record. NCBI's taxonomy places the organism in Eukaryota, Metazoa, Chordata, Actinopteri, Cypriniformes, Cobitidae. Gene Ontology annotation, cellular component: voltage-gated sodium channel complex.
GCAAAGUCCAUAUUUAUAAAAACUGACGCGGAAAAGUGCUUAGCGCCACGUUAGCGUCUGAGCAGGCUAACGCACUUUUGCUUGUCCGAUUGCUGCAGGUUUUUGGCAAUAUAAGCCAUUCUUGCUGCUUGAAAUUGGGUUUAAACAUUGACAAGCCCUCUUUUAUAUGUCUAUGACAUUUAAUAGGCAUCGUUUAAAGGCGGAGGUUUGAAACUUCUCAGCUGCGCACAAGUUCAAGAUCAUUUGUCAUUUAUAAAUUUCACAUCUGAAAGAAUAAGGUAGGCGCAUUUUCUGUGCAUAAGUUCGGUUUAUGAAUCACACGUAUGCAUUUUUGAUAAAUGAUCGUAAGAUCAAAUGUAGGAUGGUUUCUACGCAGCAUUUUAUAAAUGAAGCCCAGGGAAAUCGCGCUAAAGCUGAGACGAUUCACCAGCAUGACAGAACAGCACAUCACAUCACGCGCUCCUUACAAUCUUGUCAUAAACAAAAAUGCAUGCGCGUGGUUUCUCUACAGAGAAAUCACAGAUAAUUAGCAAACUUCAGACGCUGUGGAAGAAAACUACCAGGUGCAGGACUUUAAAUACACCACGUUUUUUACGGGAUCUUUACGCUAUGUAAAUGCACGCACAGUUUACAGAAAAUCAUUGGCAGUGUGAAUGAACCAAAAAUCAAACAAUCUCGGACAAAUCCCAGACGGAUUUUUCGUGUAUUUCUGUGUGAUAAGGGCUUUACAUAGCUUUUACUUACUGUUAACUAUUUUUAUGUAUAUAAUGUAAAACCACUACACCACACUGGAUUCGGAAUGGCACCGGUACUGAUAAAUUUGUCUGGACAGAGUCAAAAGAUGGACUAGUAUGUAAUCUAAUAUUCAACCUUUUGAAAACAUCAAAUAUCACUUAAAUUAUUAAGGCUGUCUGAGUGGAGUUUUGGCACGGGUGCAUCUACCUCACAAAGAUGACACUCACUCCACUUGCUUGCAUUAAGUAAUUAAACAAAAGUAGCAUGGUACCUAACAUUAUUAUUAUUGACAAAAACAAUUACAAUAGUGCACUCUAGCAGCUGAUGUGUUGAUGUUAUGCAGUAAAUAACAUUACUCAAUGUGUUACAGCAUCUGUUUCACUGGGUGUUUAACAGCUAAAUCAUGUCCUGCUCAACAAGCCAUAUGUGUGUACAUUUAGUCAGACAGUGCUGUAAGAUGCUGCUGUUGUCAGUGUUUGUCGGUUGGGUAUUGGUGGAAACUGCAACGAGUGUUUGGUUGUGCAUUGUAGCCUUAAAAUGCCAUGGUUAUAAAGUAAAAGUUAAUAUAGGGUUAAGAAUAUGAACAAACUUCUAAACCGUAGGAUGAGCAACAGUGUUAGUGAUGCUGUCCUUAGCGAGCACCGCUAAUUAAUGUUUGCUUUAUGUACCUCACCUUCAAGAGAUGAAAUGCAUUAUGUAUGAUGCAAUUAACUGAUCAUUUUGCAUUUCGUUUUGCUGAUCAGAGCUUUUCAUACAGUGCAGAAUAUGGAAGCAGCUGUUAAUUAUUUAACAGAGGUCAACAACGGAGGCAUAGAUACAGGCAAACCAAUCAGGAGAAAGGCUUUUGGAUUUCGAGCAGAUUUUCGGGCAGAAAUCGGUGCCGUCACAUUCGCUAUGACAGCAGUGACGCAGUCUGCAGGUCUUGCGCUUUGGAAACUGUCACAUGCGUGGUGUGUACGCAAAGGUGCGGCUGUCAAAAAGAGCAUCGGAGGAGGUGGGGGAAGAGAUGAGAGACCAUGAAUGCUAAAUCUAGACAAGGGCAGACAGAACGAAUGAUGCUGUUGCUGGUAAAAUACUUACAGCUCACAGCUACAAUAUUUCAUUGAAGAGAUAUUUGGGUAAAUAUAAAUUACAUGUAGAAAGGAAAAAAAUCUGAGUUGGUGAAGCAUUGUGUUACAGAUGCAACAUUUGUGGGUUCGAUUUGUAGGGAAUACAUACUGAUAAAAUGAUAAAAGUUGGUCAGUAUAAAAUACAUUAAAUACAGUGUAUGCUUUGGAUAAAAGUGUCGGCCAAAUGCAUACCAACCCUCUUCUCAAGCACACACGCUCAAGAAUAGCUAUUGUGAAAAGCCCUUCAGCUAUACAUAAGAAGGUUUGUUGUCUGCGAUAUUCGCCUGGGGGCGUAUCACUGCCGUUCAACAUUUUCCUUUGAUUAGUGAGGUCACCAAUGAUAUCCACCAUUGUAAUGAAUUUAAGGUUAUAAAGAUGAAAACGUCUAAUUUCGAUAAAGUGAUUGUUAAGCCUGAAUGCCUGUUAUGACAUCAUUCAGUACCAAUGCAUUAUUAGUAUAUAAGAUCCCUUGUUUCUAUGGAAAGUCUCUGGAGCUCUGUGUUUGUUGCAGUCAUGUCCCUGGAGGUUAAAGUGUAUGUCACCACUAUAUGGCUGGCAUGGAAACAUUAUUUCCGGAAACCUGCCUCCAAGGAGGCCAAAAUCAAGGCAUCUUCUCUGUCUGUCUCUCACUGGCUGACAUUUUCAUUCAGAUCUGUCCUUUUAUAACAUUUCCCUAAACUGGAAAAGGCACUAAUUCAAUCCCUGAAUUGUGCAGUUUAAUCUGGAAUAAAUUGCAUAAUGUAAUCUCUCUUAUAGGGGGUUAUGUAAUUACUGUGGUGCUUUAAUGACACUGACAGGGAGGUUUUUGGCAGGUCUUGGGUUAGCGUUUCUCUCCCUGGCCCUUUAUAACUAUAUUCUAAUAAUGCUGGGUUGUUUACACCUAUGGUUGGGUGAAAUAUGGAUUAAACCAACUGUUGGAUUAUACUUACUUAGCAUGUUCAUGUUCGGCCCAACCAUGGGUCUGUUUUUAUUAGGAAGUCUUUGUAAAUUGGCACACAAAAGUAACUUGCUUCAUUUACGGCCGUUUGAAAGCACCUUUGUAUCCUGACCAAAUGAUUAUAUUUUUGUAAAAAUUAAUUCUUUAGUAAAAUGCAGGUCUGACAACAGUUUGCUUGUUUUAAGGGUGUAUCAGUAUGAUUUGUUACUCUUCCUUCCCAAUUCUCUAAAAGUGGUUGUCAUAUUUCUGUGAUAACAUUUGUCUUUCCUCUCCUCCCUAUCUAUCCUUCUUUCUUCUUCUUUUUCUUCCCCAGCCAAUCAGAAGCCAGUAAAUAAGUACCCUUCUAUGAUUUUCAGUGAUGUCAUGGAUGCAACUAAAAACAUUAAUGCGUUCUCUUUCUUAUUUUCCCCUUUCUCCACCUUCCUUUCUUUCUAACGUCCAAAAAGCACAUUAUAAAUGUUGUUGUUUUUAAACGGUAUGGUAAAAAGAUGCCAAUAAAUUUUUUUUAGAAAGUUAACAGUAUAAUCCCAGUAAAAAUAUAAUGUAAUUCUCUAGCUGCCAUUGAUUUAGCCCAGUCAUUGAUGUGUAUUCAAUGUUCCUCAUUCAUCUCAUUGCGCAUAUAUAAACACUUCCCCAGAGGUCAGAAUUGAAAAUAGCACACGAUCAUUGGUUGAGAGCGAUGCAGAUGUCUCUGUGGAAACAGCAGGGUGACGUUUGAGGGAAAAAAGAUUGAAAUAUCAGCUUGGCUUUGCCAUGGGGCGUGUGUGGAGGUCGACUCGGAUACAGAAGCAGUGUUGGGUAAUGGCUUCAAACUGGGCUGUAUCUCUUGCAAGAUGCGAGGGGAGGUACCAGCUUCUGCCACUGUGGACUGGUGGUUCAUGUCCAAAGGCGAAAGUGAAUUCACACAUAUCUACAGUUAUGCAGACAUGACAGGCUACGUAAUGGAUGAUCGCUUCAUUGAGCGCCUGGACUGGAAUGGCAGUAAAAAGACAGUGGAUGUGCAGGACGGCUCAAUUUUCAUCCUUAACGUCACCUACAAUGAUACCGGCACCUAUCGAUGCUACUUCGACCGAACUCUCACCUUUCCCAAUUACGAAUUCCACACCAACGCCACCAAGUUUAUAACCAUCAACGUAGUGGGCAAAGAAACUCGAGGCACAGCGUCCAUCCUAUCGGAGGUUAUGAUGUACGUCUCUAUCAUCGGGCUGCAGUUUUGGCUGGUGGUGGAGAUGAUCUACUGCUACAGGAAGAUUUCUGUUGCAGGAGAGGAGGCGUUGAGAGAGAGCGAGGCCGAAUAUUUAGCUAUAACCUCAGAGAGCAAAGAUAAUUGUGCAGGUGUAACAGUGUCAGAAUAACAAAGGACCAAGAAAACUCUCAAGCCAAAAGCUUGAAGCUCCACCCAUCAUGACAUCAUGACUAAUCGCCCCUUCGUCACCCUCACUGACGCUCUGCGAAGCCGCAAGGUUUUUGAUGCAUCAGAGACACGACGCUCAGAUACGAAAGUGUAUUGUUUUAGAUAAGGCUCUGGAGGUCUGUGACAUUUUAGACAACAGUGUUGAGGUAAUGAAUGAAUGAUGCAUUAAGUUGUUUAAGCAUGAAUUUGUAUCACAAUGCAAAUAGUACCGAACAGGAUUUGUACAUACAGUACGUGUUUGCUUUCCGCACAGUGAACUCACAUUCGUAUGCGAUAAUAAUAAAAUUCACAAGUGUACUGAGCCAGAGGACAAAUAUUUAAAAUACGUAAAAAGAAAACUGCUAAUAUAUAUAUACGGAGACGGUGGAAAAAUAUAUUAAAAAAGUAUAUUACAAAACCGUUACACUCAAAUAAAUGAUCAGUAGUACAUAUCACCUAUUAUUAUGAUAGAUCAGCAUAUGCUUGGCAGCUGUAAACAGUGAUUAGCAUUAGACGGCUAGUGCUAACCAAUAAGAGCUUCCUUUGUUUACUUUCUCUCAAUACACACACGCACAAACACAAGAUAUGCAAACCAUAUUCGUAACUUUCUCACUAAUGCAUAAAGGGAUAGUUCACCAAAAAAGUUAAACAUUGAAAUAAUGAUUACCCCAUGAUUUACUCACCCUCGAGCCUUUUUCGAUGUAUAUGAUACGCUGGAAACACACUCUAGAAAUUGCAUUAAUUGUCCUCAGAAGGCCUUUAUUAACCCCUUGAAGCAAAGUGGAUUAUUUCUGGACAUUUUGGGGCUUCAAAUAAGCACCAUUUACUAUUAGGGUUGGGCAUCAUUUCAAAUUUAGCAAUUCCGAUUCAAAAUUUAAUUUGGCUUAUUGAUUCUGAUUUCUAACGAUUCUUGGUUUUGAUUCCAAAGAAGUGAAAAGCAAUAACAGUCAAAAAUAUUUUUCUUUGUGCCACUAACAGUGUCCAAAUUGAGGGGGGCUCAGGUGGUCCUGGACCCCCCUAUAAAGCACAAAAAUAUAAAUUAAGGGGGUCCCCUGGUUUUUAUUAAAUACAUGAAUUUAAAUUCUCAUGCUGCACUGCCACAAAGCAAUACUGUCCAUUGUUUAUUCCAAUUUCCCAAUAAACUAAUCUAAAAGAUUUCUGUCUGAAAUAAAUUGAAACUCUCAUGUGCACCUCACGCUGUUUUCUGGAAGAAUUGACAGAUAUUUCAAUAUUUUUUAUUAAAACAUUGAUCCAGGACCAUCCAAAAAUGUUGAUUGAGGAUUACAUCUUACUUUGUGAAAUCACACGCUAUAAUGACGGGGGCUUGGCCGGGGGGGGGGGGUGUAGCUAGGGGACCCCCAUAAGCUUUGACAUGCACUAUUGCGCCAAAGGUUUUGGGACACCCCUCCAAAUCACAGUGAAAGGAACUCUUGAUGCUUCAUCAUACCAAGACAUUUUGCACAAUUUCAUGCUCCCAACUUUGUGGAAACAUAUUUGGGCCUUCUCGUCCAACAUCGGUGUCUGACCUUACAAAUGUGCUUUUAAAAGAAUGGUCAAAAAUUCCCUAAAGUCUUCCAAGAUGAGUUGAAGCUGUUAUAGCUGCAAAGGGUGGGCCAACUCCAUAUUAAACCCUAUGGAUUAAGAAUGGGAUGUCAAUCAGGUUCAUGUGCAUUUAAAGGCAAGUGUACCAAAACUUUUGGCAAAAUAGUGUAAUUCGAACACUGGGGACUAAUGAAGAGCACUCGGGAUACGCAACGCAUCAAACAGGGUGCAUUUAUUUUAUUUUUGUGAUACGUUGAGCCAACCGCAGAUGCUUUGCCAUAUUGCUGGGGACACCCAUUUUGCAACAUAAUAGUUUGUCACAAUACUUACACUAAGCUUUGUUUUUUAUUCUGAUUUUGCAAAAUACAACCACAUUUUAGAACGCCUUGCACCACAGUCCAUUGAGAAGGUCCUGCGCACGGUGUGCAGAUGGCUAGGUCUGGUAAUUUUAUAACAAGUAUCCGAUUUCAGAAUUGGAAUCAAAAUUCGAUUCCUAACUCCAUUUAGUACCAUUAUAAAGGAUGGAACAGCCAGAAAAUUUUCUAAUGCUGGUAAAUAAUUUUCAUGUUUGGGUGAAUCAUCCCUUUAUCAGUUUAACAAAGGAAGAUAAAAGAAAUCUACAUUUAGUCUUCACAGUCUUACUAAAUAAAGGAUUUUUAGCAAAACAGUUCUGUUCUGGACUAAACAGUAAGCGGGUGAUUCUCACGAAAACUUGGUUUUAAAAAUGUCAAGCAUGAAAAUGUAAAAAUUGCUUAAAUUUACUUUUUUUCCCACCAGACAUUGAAAAACAAAGUCUGGAGUAAAUGGGAACAUUAAUUUAAAAACUUUUACUUAUCAUUUAACACUUUUUGUAACAUAAUUUUAAAAAUUAGUCCUAAAAAAUCUCAUUACCGCAACAGUCAGAAAACAUCAACACUGACAUAUUUUCAAAAUGACAUGACAAACCUGAAAGAACAUAAUUUGGAGAUUCUGCACAUGCAUUUAAAAUCAAAGUAUUAUGCUUCUAUUAAUUAAAUUAACAUUUAAUAAGCAUCUGUUGCGGUAAUGAUAAUCAAAAUGUCGAGUAAGCAUUCUGACAAAACAAUAUUUCAAAUUAACUGUAAAAAAUGAUCUUACCUGGUAGCCAUCUUGAAGUAACUGGUCCAUGUGCUUGGUCACUCAAAAUCAAACUUUAUAAAAAGUCUGUAUGUGUGCUUAAACUGUUCUCAAAAAGUGUUGCGGAGGAUGAGAACAUCAGGCAUGGACACAUCAUUUUCCUAAUUUUUCUUCAUUAUUAUUAUACAUGAAUAUUCAGUAAAUAUUUUUUCGGUCAUCUAACAAAAAUCUAGCAAAACAUCCAUUUAUUUUUUUCUUAAUAUUUUUGUGUUAAUUUGAUUAAAUUACAACAUAACGCAUGUUCAAACACAGCCGGACACAUUGCGGUAAUGAGAAUUUCAGCAGAAAAUGAGAUAACAUUUACAAUUAUAAAUUCUUAUGUUGAAAUCACACAUUGUGCAAGGUAGAACACAGUAUUGUGUUAAUUCUGAUGCUUUUUAAUGUUACUAUUUUACACAUUUUAAAGCUAAAAUCAUUAGUGCCGUGGUGUUUCAAUGGUUUCGUGAGAAUCACCCAAGCAUUAUAAAGAGUAAAGCAGUGUUAUUCAUGUAGCCUAUAUAAGGGGGCGCAAUGUUUCCCUACCUGUGCAAAACUCAAAUAUCAGUGUCACAUUUAUGUUUCAACUGUUAGUCCAAGAAGUGCAUUGCUGUUUAAAUCAGCUACUACAAGAUUCCUUACUGAAGAAAACAAUAGAAAUACUGUUUUCCAUUACAAAUACCUUUUAACAAGCAAUCUAGUUUCUCUUUUCUUUUGGUUCCCAUCUGAAGCAACCAACACAUUACCAGUAGGGACCGUUAUGGUAUACAUUCAUGCAUUUGGCAGACGCUUUCAUCUAAAGUGACUGGCAUUCAAGCCAUUACAUUUUAACAGCCUUAGUGACCUUUGCACUCCUCUACCAAUGGAGCUACUUCCAUUAAAACCAUUAGCUUCCAUAAUUAUUCCUCUAAUGGUUUCUAUUGUUUCUUUCAGUGAGGUUUACAGAGACCAAUUUGUGUUCCGGUAAUUGCGGUGCGCUAUCAAGAAUCAUUUGUAAUGUUGACUGAACCAAUUUAGCAUUGACUGAAUAACCAAGGGCUUUAAGAAUGACGUCAAUUCGUGCCUCCCUACCAAUGUACAAACCCUCUGGCUCUCCAUGCAUGAUGUUUUGAAAAGAUAAAGGAAUGAAAAGAAAAGCAGAAAUCAUUUGUACUCAUUCACAAGUGUAGUAAAAACUUUCAAGUUUUUCCUUCCUUCCCUCUUAGUAGCCAAUUUCGGGUAGUGACUACAGAGGGCAGCACCACACUGCCAGAGUCUCACUGCCUUUAUGCAUGAAUUCUCCAGACUUUUCAGUUCUGGGUUUCUUUUCUAUCUUUCAUUCGUUCGGUGUUUGUUCAAUUGGUGGAUUUUUACUGCAUGACUUUAAAUACACUUUUUUUAACACUGCCAGUUGUGAUCAUUAUUGAUUGCGCAACAGUUUUUUUUAAACUGCUUUUAGUGCUAA